AUGGACAGCAUAAUCCCGGAAGACAUUGUCUUGAACUGCGAAGAUGGGAUUCGAUUAGUGGGUCAAAGAUUUCGUAAUUUUGACCCAUCUCAUGAAUCACAAAAGGUACAAACAUCACCACUACGUACCAUCCGUAUUCUAGGUUGGCAUGGAUGGCUGGACAACUGCCGUUCCUUUGGACGACUCGGGCCAUCACUUUUGGCCUCGAUUUCGUCUUCUCCCGAUGCUCCUCGUGUGGACUUGGUAGUCUUGGACUUCCCAGGACACGGUAAGAGCUCCCACAAGAGCCUUGAUGGAGCGAGUACUAUCUUGAUGGACUUAGUUUACUAUGUGCACGAUGCGAUUCACCAGUUGCAUUGGCAUGACGAGAAGGGUGAUGACGCCUAUGUUCCUCCAGCUUUGAUUGGUCAUUCGAUGGGCGGGGCAGUCUCCCUUCUGUACGCAUCUGCCUUUCCCACAUCCAUGCUCAUCUUGCUGGAUUCGCUGGGCCCACAUACCAAGAAGGCAGCAGACGUUGUCAGUAGUUUUCAAAAGCACGUCCAGCAGCGUCUUAAGGGCAAGCCGCCAUCCUCGACCUAUCCAAACCUGGAGAAUGCCAUUGCCACUCGCUGUGCCACCGCCAAAGCCUUUCCAGGGAAUCAAUAUAUCUCGCAAGAGACUGCGAUAGAGUUAGUGACUUGGGCCAGUAGCAUCUUGCCCGACGGAAAGCUACAAUUCCACCACGAUCAACGAGUCAAGUGGGCCUCCAUGUUGUCACUGACCGACGAGCAAGUGCAUCAGCUUUAUCAGGACGUGGCAGCUUCUAACACGAAAACAUGUUUGUUGCUCGCCAAGGAUGGUAUGCCCUUUCCCCAAGCAGCAAUUGCAAAUGUGAAAGAGUUGUUAAAACCAGCAGUCUGCGAAACGCUUCCAGGCAGUCACCAUUUCCAUGCUGAUCCAGAUACGUCGCAAGGCGUCGCCAAUCAAAUUGCAACCUUUCUACUGCAUGCAUGUAAUUGA
Messenger RNA from Cylindrotheca closterium, 999 nucleotides. NCBI's taxonomy places the organism in Eukaryota, Bacillariophyta, Bacillariophyceae, Bacillariales, Bacillariaceae. The record is from the annotation of a GenBank genome assembly.